ACUGUGUCAGAGGACUCAUUUGUGUGUUCCAGACAGUCCCAGCAAAACAAAGCCAGCAAGUUAGAGAAGAGGGAAGACACAGAGGGAUUACCAUGGUGGCCAUCACGGAGUUCCAGAAGAUUGGUAUUGGCCUGAUGGGAUUCGGUGCAUUCUUCCUGAUCUUUGGUGUCCUGCUGUACUUUGACUCUGUCUUGCUGGCAUUUGGAAAUAUCCUGUUUCUAUCCGGUUUGACCUUCAUCAUUGGCUUUAGAAGGACAGCCCACUUCUUCUUCCAAAGGCACAAGUUUCGGGGUUCUUUUUUCUUUCUCGGUGGUGUGUCUCUGGUGCUGUGCCGCUGGCCAAUCAUUGGGAUGCUGGUGGAGAGUUAUGGCUUUGUACUUUUAUUCAGGUCUUUCUUCCCCAUGGCCAUGGGAUUUGUGCUGUCAGCUGUGAAUAGCCCUUUCCUCAAUGCAUUUUUCCCCAGCAGCUCCUCCAUGGUCUGAGCAGAAGAAUGUGAUGUUACAGCAGUGAAGGAGGAUUGUGG
Messenger RNA from Toxotes jaculatrix (banded archerfish), 523 nucleotides. It is a transcript of the gene golt1a, whose product is annotated as golgi transport 1A. The record is from RefSeq and is a predicted model, not a curated record. Gene Ontology annotation, biological process: retrograde transport, endosome to Golgi; endoplasmic reticulum to Golgi vesicle-mediated transport. Bases 93 to 482 code for a protein of 129 amino acids. Gene Ontology annotation, cellular component: membrane; endoplasmic reticulum. The transcript is spliced from 5 exons. Lineage: Eukaryota; Metazoa; Chordata; Actinopteri; Toxotidae.